AUGGCUGGAGUACGAAGUGCUCUGGCAUCUCUGGCAGGUCAAGGUUUCUUCUGUGGCCUUGUUGUGAUCCAUCUGGGUGCAAGCAGCAGCAGCGGUCAGAGUUUUGAUGAACGCGUCGCUCUCAUCGUCUUCCUCUCUCUGGUCAUGCUCAUGAGUGUACUUGGCAACCUGCUGGUCAUGGUGGCUGUGUGCAAGGACCGCCAGCUAAGGAAAAUAAAGACCAACUACUUUAUUGUGUCGCUGGCCUUUGCGGACCUGUUGGUGUCGGUUCUGGUGAUGCCGUUCGGGGCCAUCGAGCUGAUCCGGCAGGACUGGAUAUUCGGCCCCACCUUCUGCCUGGUGCGGACCUCGCUGGACGUUCUGCUGACCACAGCCUCUAUCUUGCACCUCUGUUGCAUCUCCCUGGACAGGUACUAUGCUAUCUGCUGCCAGCCGCUGGUAUACAGGAACAAGAUGACACCCUUGCGUGUGGCACUGAUGAUUGGGGGAUGCUGGGUAAUCCCCACCGUCAUCUCCUUCCUACCCAUAAUGCAAGGGUGGAACAGCAUCGGAAUACGUGAGCUGAUCGCGGAGCGACAGAAGAUAGGCAACGGCACCAUUGCGUGCGUGUUCAUGGUGAACAAGCCGUACGCGCUGACCUGCUCUGUGGUGGCCUUCUACAUCCCUCUGGGCCUCAUGGUGCUGGCCUACCAGCGCAUCUAUGUGACGGCCCGCGAGCACGCGCGGCAGAUCGGCGCCCUCCAGAGGGCCGGAGGUGCCGCUUCGUCCUCGGGCUCGGGCGGCCCACAUGACAGCGCCGACCACCAGCGCAACCACCGCAUGCGCACGGAGACCAAAGCGGCCAAGACUCUGUGCAUCAUUAUGGGAUGCUUCUGCCUGUGCUGGGCACCGUUCUUCAUCACAAACGUGGUGGACCCGUUCAUCGACUACUCGGUGCCCGACCAACUGUGGGCGGCCUGCCUGUGGCUUGGCUACAUCAACUCCAUGCUCAACCCCAUCCUGUACGCCUUCCUCAACAAGUCCUUCCGCCGUGCCUUCCUCAUCAUCCUGUGCUGCGGCCAGAAGCGCUACCGCAGGCCCUCUCUGCUUGGACCCCGCACACCCUGCGCCGCCACUCAGAUCAACGGCUCCACGCACAUGCUCAAGUGA
Messenger RNA from Sardina pilchardus (European sardine), 1149 nucleotides. It is a transcript of the gene htr4, whose product is annotated as 5-hydroxytryptamine receptor 4. Bases 1 to 1149 code for a protein of 382 amino acids. Gene Ontology annotation, molecular function: G protein-coupled serotonin receptor activity. Lineage: Eukaryota; Metazoa; Chordata; Actinopteri; Clupeiformes; Clupeidae. Gene Ontology annotation, biological process: regulation of appetite; adenylate cyclase-activating adrenergic receptor signaling pathway; chemical synaptic transmission. The record is from RefSeq and is a predicted model, not a curated record. Gene Ontology annotation, cellular component: plasma membrane. The transcript is spliced from 5 exons.